Messenger RNA from Octopus bimaculoides (California two-spot octopus), 4878 nucleotides. RefSeq names its product exocyst complex component 8. Gene Ontology annotation, cellular component: exocyst. Lineage: Eukaryota; Metazoa; Mollusca; Cephalopoda; Octopoda; Octopodidae. Gene Ontology annotation, biological process: intracellular protein localization; exocytosis; Golgi to plasma membrane transport. The record is from RefSeq and is a predicted model, not a curated record.
ACUGAGUUAGCUGCUCUUGGUAGCUUAUUUACUUCCACUGAACAAAAUGGGCGACCUUAAAAGAAUUUUGUCUAAACCGGGCUUUAACCCAGAAGACUAUGUCAGUAAUAUUUCCUCUGAAGAUGGAGAAGAUAAACUCUUGGAAACAAAACAGAACGUUCAGAUUCUUGCUGAUGAAACUGCUCAAGCAUUGAAGAAAAAUGUUUAUAAAAAUUAUUCCCAAUUCAUAGAAACAGCCAAAGAAAUUUCAGUUCUUGAAGGAGAAAUGUACCAGCUGAGCCACAUGUUGACAGAACAAAAGAGCCUUAUGUCUACAAUGAUGGAAAUGUCUUUGAUCAGUGACAAAGCUAUUGUUGAUGAAGCAAAAGAAGAAAAGGAACAAGAAAAUCCCGAAGAAGAUAGUCGAAGAAAUUUAGCUUUCCUUCUUGAGAAAGUUGAAGGAUGUUCUAGUGUUACUGAGGUUCCUGGCCGUCAGCUUAUACACAAUGGAGAACUAACUGAACUGGAUCCUGAAACCUUUUCUUCUAACCAUGCUGUGCAUGCUUUUCUUUUAAAUGAUAGUUUAAUGAUAGCAUCAUUACUACCUCAUCGUCGUGGUCCAGUUCGUUUCCGAUUCCAAGGUUUAUAUGAACUUGAUAGUUUGGCUGUUGUUAAUGUGCGUGAUGUUGACACAGUGAAGAAUGCCUUUAAGAUUCUCAUGUUUCCUGACUCCCGAAUUUAUCAGACAGACAGUGCAAAAUCAAAACGCCAAUGGCUAGAUAUUCUUGAAGAUUCAAAAAAGAAGAAAGCUGCUCGAGACAAACAGAAAAAGGAAGCAGCCAUGCGUUUAGCAGAACAACAAGCUACUGUUGCUCAUACAUCAGUAUCAAGUGAACCGUCGAAUCCUUUUGAAGAAAAUUCUGGUGUUCUCCAGCAACAAAAUGCUAUUGAAAACAGUGUUUUCAAUACUGACUGGCUCCAAGAACUUCCUGAAGAUUCAGAUAUGUGUAUUGCUCAAAGAGAUUUUGAAGGAGCUGUUGAUUUGGUAGAGAGAGUCAAUGAAUUCUUGAAAGAUUGUCCAAGAACACCUGAAGUAAAAGAAUUCAAAGCUCGCAUUGAUCAUAGGAUUAAACAAUUAACAGAAGGAUUAAUGAGUGAAUUACAAGUGACACCAGAACGGUCUCUUCGAGGUGGUCCAAGAGCUGCAAGAAGAGCAGUGACACAGCUUAUCCGUCUUGGGAAGUCUGCUCAAGCCUGUGAACUGUUUCUGAACAACCGGAGUGCCAUUAUUAAAUAUAACAUCAGACAAUUGAAGUUUGAAGGUUCAACAACAUUGUACAUCAAGCGUCUCUGUACAGGAUUUUUCUCAAGUUUAGCUGAAACAGGCAAAGAAUUUAUGAAAGCAUUUCCACAGAAUUACGGCUGUUAUUCUGCCAUUGUUGUUUGGUCACAUCAAGAACUGAAAAUAUUUGUUGACAUGUUCAAGCGCCAAGUAUUUGGUGGAAAAUCCAAUCUUUCAAUAAUUGCAGAAUGUGUUAUGUUAGCAAGACAACAUUGUCAAGAGCUUCAUUCCAUUGGCCUUGAUCUUAGCUUCACAUUGGACUUAUUUAUCAAUGAUGAUAUCAAACGAGUUAUACAAGAGACAAAAGAUCAUAUUAUUGAGGGUGUCAAGUACAGAGCUGCUGAUGACUUGUGGCGACCAAUGAACCAUCUCAGUAAAACUGCUUGUGACAGAUUUAUAGAAGACAUGCAGCUUCUUGGUUUCAGUCAGAUGUCUACAUGUGUUUAUGAUGACUGCUUCGUAAAUUUGACGAUAAAUACAGUUCAGUUUACAAAAACAACUCUUAUUUUUGUUGAUGAUACUUUGAAGAUGUAUACUCCAGAUCUUGGAGUUUUUAUCAACAAUGCUAUUGCAGAUAUUUUCAAGGCUCAUAUUUUACACAUUCAAAAUUCCUUGAAACGAGCAAAAUUUGCCAAAGAUCAAACUUUCAUAAUGAAGAAUGCACAGUUCAUCCUGGAAGAGUUUCUUGGAAUCGCUGAGACAUUCUACCGAGAUAAAAAUAUUGUGUUUCCCAAAGAGCUGAUUUCUGUCAACAACGAAUUUAGACGCUUGAAAACACUUGCUAAAAGUCUUAGCUGAAAGAAGAAAAAAAAAAUGUCCAUGUGUAUAUAGUUAUUUUCUUUUUAAUUUAAUAGAUUGCUUGAAUAUAUUGAAAACAAAGAUGAUACAUGCAUAUGUAUGUAUAUAUAUAUAUAUAUACAUGCAUAUAUAUAUAUAUAUAUAUAUAUAUAUAUAUAUAUAUAUAUAUAUAUAUAUAUGCAUAUCUGUGUGUGUGUGCAUACAUGCACAUAUGGUUUAUGUAUAUAUAUAUAUGGCUUUGCAUUCUCAAGCCUUUUGAAUGACUAUGCCAAGUGUAAGUUAUAAACAUUUCCAGAGAAAUUUGGCCCCAAGUGAACCAUUACCACCGAUUGUAUGGAUGUCACUCUACAAUUCAAGGCAAGCAAAUUCUACACUCACAGAAAUCCUAACAAGGAAACUGUGUAUAGGGACUCCAACCUCCAUCCCCAUUGUAAUUAUAAACCUUAGUCAUAGGCAUCAGCAGAAGAAAAUAGACGGGGGCUACAUUCUGUUAUAAUGAAGCAUGCGCACAGAGUAGAUUUACUGAUAAGUUAGUGUAAUAGAGAAUAUCCCAGUACUUAGUUUAAUUUUAUAUUAUUUUUUAAGUUUGGUACCUGCUCCAGUGGUUUCUUUUGCUGAACAGCUAAUGUGUAUGGAUGUAAACAAACCAAUGCUGGUUGUCAAGUGGUGGUGAACAAACACAACACAUUUAAGCAUGCACACACACACACACACACACACACACACACACAUUUGUAUGUCCAUUUGCAUGUGUGUGUGUGUAUUACAGCAAUAAAAAAAUGUACAACAAUGCAAGAUAUUUUCAAGCAUAUACCAAAGUAAGUUGGUCACAGGCAGAGCUCCAGAAAAUCAUGAAACAGUUUUAUUGCCAGCUGCCAAUAAAAUGAUACUAAAUGCAGAAUGAUAAAAGUCAAUGACCUAAACUUAUUACAUAUCAUCAAAUUUGUAUCUGCUUUUACUUUUUGUUAAAUGUCUUGCAAAUUAUCUAAAUUCCAGAAACAUAUUAUACCAUCUAGACAUUUUUUAAACAUACGGAUAAUCAUAGAUAUCCAAAUUCUCCUUUAGUGAAUGAAUGGUUUAUUCCUAUCGACUAUAUAGGUGGCUUGCCCCUGUCAAUUAUAUGGCAUGGGUGCCUUGUACCUAUAACUAUACAACUGGUUGUUACACUGCUUUGGUUUUGUUUUGUUUUUCUCCACCCAUUUUCCAAGAACAUGCUGAAAGCAUUGUGACAUGAAAAUCAAAUACAAACAACAUUAGUAAGAAAGUGGGUGUACAAAGAGUAUUUUACUAUAUUCAGUAUAACAUAAGUAGACUAGUUAAGUAUCUAUCAGAUGCUAAAACCCUUGAAGGCAAUGCUCCAGCAUAGCCACAGUCCAGUGACUAAAACCAGUGAAAUACCUAUCUAUCUCUAUGUGUCUGUGUGUGUCUCUCUCUCUCUCUCUGUAUGUGUGUGUGUAUAUAUAUAUAUAUAUAUAUAUAUAUAUAUAUAUAUAUAUAUUUAUAUAUAUAUAUAUAAAUUUUUUUUUUCUCCGUGUUUUUCUCCUUGUUUUUCUCCUUAUUCUUUCUGUUGAAGAGCGUAGCUCGAAACGUUAAAGACUUUCUCUAUUCCCGAGCGUUAAACUAAUACAUCCUUUUGUUAUUUACACCACCUGUCCUCGUCUGUUGUUGUUUUUUUCGUAAAUUCUCCCAUAUAUAUAUAUAUAUAUACAUACACACACACACACACACACACACACACACACAUAUCCCGCUGUGUCAACCAGACUACUGGAUGUUGUUUUACACUGCUGGUCACAGAGCAUUAUUUCACAUUGUUUUAGCUUUCGAAUGAUACCACCUUGCUGGAUAGGUUGGGCAGGCCAACAUUUCCCACUGAACAGAACGCAGGUCUGUUGAGUAGACUGGAACAAUGUGAAAUGAUCUCGUGAUUAUGAGAGCAACAACCUAACAGCUAGGCUACAUGCCUUCAUAAGUGUGUGUGUGUGUAACAUUGACAGAAUGGUGGAAACAUUAUUGAAGAGUGGAGACAGUAAGAAGGACUUUGUAGUUUUGUUUUAUUGAGGAAACAAAAACCUCUCUAGUGAUGAUGCCACAAUAAAAUGUACCUAGUACACUUCAUAAAAUGGUUGGUAAUAGGAAAUGGCAUUCAGCCAUAGAUACCAUACCAUGCCAAAAUGAACAAUGGUUUGUUCACCUCCAAAUAAGAAAACUCUAAAUGUGACUACCCGUCCAACCCAUAUCAGCAUAUAAAGCAGACAUAAAUUGAUGAUAUAUGUACAUAUACACACAAGUGUAUAGAUAGAUACAUACAUGUGUAUAUCUAUGAGUAUACGUAUGUAUAUCAAUUUAAUAUUGUUAUUUAUCUUGCUUUUAAAAAACGAAUAUUGCUAAUGAAAAUGAAAAUUCCUAAAAAAAAAAAACGAAAAUGUUUUAUGCAAUUAAAGUAAAUUUAAUCACAAUUUAUUCUUUAAAACUUUUUUUUUUUUUGUUAAUCUACUAUUUGAACACAUUUAAUUUUUGUCCGUAAAUGUUUCUACACAUCAUAUUUGCGAUAUGUAUAUAAAUAUUGAUUAACCUUUAAGUUUUGAUAAAUUAUUUCUACUGUUUUGUUAUUCAAUGUUAAAAAUUUAGUCUUAUUUGUUAAUUUAGAUUUUAAUACUUUGAUUCAUCUCUUUCAAUGAUUUUUCUGUGCAAUUAAAAUGAUAAACCUACACCAAAGAGUUAUUAAAAAUAAAAGAAAUAAAACAUUUCUUCAUGGG